AUGUCGCAACAAUCUCCAUCUUCCUACGACGUGGGCUACCCACCACCCUCCCAGCAGCAGCAGACGGCCGGACGCAAGCGAAGUCAUCACGACGACUUGCAGCACGAACUUGCUCCGAGCCUAGAGCAGCAACUCAACCCAUACGCCCAGGCGGCAGGAAGCGUCUCACUACAGCACGCGACUCAGAGUUACUCCCUCCCGCAGUAUCCUCCCCCGGCAGCCCCGCAAUCCACUCUGCCUCCUACCCACCAUCACCACCUCCCCAAUCAACACCGCAAUAAGCGGCUGCACCACAUGGAGGGCGCGCCUCCUUCUCCCGCUCAGCAUGGCCCUCCCAGCGUCGUAGGCCAAGAAGGGAUGCCCGCACCAGCGCAGCGCCCGCGCGGUCCCAAGCUCAAGUUCACGCCCGAAGACGAUCAGCUACUCGUCGACCUCAAAGAAAAGAAGAACCUGACCUGGAAGCAAAUCGCAGACUUCUUUCCCGGCCGCAGUUCCGGCACGCUACAGGUGCGGUACUGCACGAAGCUCAAGGCAAAAACCACCGUCUGGACAGACGACAUGGUAAUCAAGCUUCGCAACGCCAUGCAGGAGUACGAGAACGACCGUUGGCGCAUCGUUUCCUCCAAAGUGGGCAGUGGCUUUUCGCCCGCCGCCUGCAAAGACAAGGCCGCUGAGAUGGAGGCUUUGGAGCUAGCCGCAGCUGAGGAGGAAGAGCAGGAGCAUUCACAACACCACCAAAGCGGGUAUACGUCGAGCCAACUCGCAUCCGGACCCAGCGAUCCCGGCGCAAAUUACCAGUGA
This is a messenger RNA of Cucurbitaria berberidis CBS 394.84, 801 nucleotides long. RefSeq lists its product as uncharacterized. NCBI's taxonomy places the organism in Eukaryota, Fungi, Ascomycota, Dothideomycetes, Pleosporales, Cucurbitariaceae. The record is from RefSeq and is a predicted model, not a curated record. The coding region runs from base 1 to 801 and encodes 266 amino acids. The transcript is spliced from 2 exons.